UGCUUCUUAUCGCACCGUUGUCCAAGUUUGCACUUUCAAGUAGACCGCUCAACAUGACGAUUGAAGUCUGGCUUGGUUUAGAUGCUAGGUCUACCACCAUAACCAAAGAAGACCUCAGCCAGCAUACAAGCGUUGCGCAUACAGAGCUUUCUGCAAGUCGAUGCUUGCUGAACCGUGUUUUGACGGUUGUGGUACGUAUCGUCUGUGCAUCUUGAUCAGUACUGGUUUCCAUCGUGAUCCCGGAAUUCAGUUCGAGCAUGGCCUUCCUCGGCUCAUUCACUGCAUUUGUGCUGUGUGUAAUAGGACCAUUUGCUGCCAAGGUCGCUCUGGCUGGUCGGUGUGCUUUUUUUGAUGCCGCGAUGUUGACAAUUGCGGUUAUUAUGAUGAUUUGGGGAACUGUAACAGCAUUUUGGACUGCGUAAAUAGGUGAGCGACGCUGCUAAACAAUGUUGCUGCUUGUUCUAU
Molecule: messenger RNA, 465 nt
Organism: Serpula lacrymans var. lacrymans S7.9
Lineage: Eukaryota; Fungi; Basidiomycota; Agaricomycetes; Boletales; Serpulaceae
Exons: 3
Coding region: 161-352 (63 amino acids)
Source: RefSeq, a predicted model, not a curated record